CCGCGCCACGCCCACCCGAGGCCCCGCCCCGGCCGGGAGGGGGGGCGGUUUCCAUGGUGACCGCAAACCAGGCCCCCAUCGCCGCCAUGAUCCCCCCGGCCGACUCUCUGCUCAAGUACGACACCCCGGUGUUGGUGAGCCGGAACACGGAGAAACGGAGCCCCAAAGCUCGGCCACUGAAAGCCAGCCCCCAGCAGCCGGGACCCUCCAGUCCAAUCCCACAGAUAACCAAGACCAAGCUCCCCUCAACUUCCUGUGUCCCAGAUCCUACAAAGCAGGCAGAAGAAAUUUUGAAUGCCAUUCUGCCCCCAAGGGAGUGGGUAGAAGACACGCAGCUAUGGAUCCAGCAGGUGUCCAGCACCCCCAGCACCAGGAUGGACGUGGUGCACCUGCAGGAGCAGCUGGACCUGAAGCUGCAGCAGCGGCAGGCCAGGGAGACCGGCAUCUGCCCGGUCCGCAGGGAGCUCUACUCGCAGUGUUUUGACGAGCUGAUCCGGGAGGUCACGAUCAACUGCGCCGAGCGGGGGCUGCUGCUGCUGCGCGUCCGGGACGAGAUCCGCAUGACCAUCGCCGCCUACCAGACCCUAUACGAGAGCAGCGUGGCCUUCGGCAUGCGGAAGGCGCUGCAGGCCGAGCAGGGGAAGUCGGACAUGGAGAGGAAAAUUGCAGAACUGGAGACGGAAAAGAGAGACCUGGAGAGGCAAGUAAACGAGCAGAAGGCAAAAUGUGAGGCCACGGAGAAGCGGGAGAGCGAGAAGCGCCAGGUGGAGGAGAAGCGGCACAACGAGGAGAUUCAGUUCCUGAAGCGGACCAACCAGCAGCUGAAGGCCCAACUGGAAGGCAUUAUUGCACCGAAGAAGUGAUAAUUUCCAUAUGGGCCUUAGCAAGCGUGACCACCCCAUCAAAAGCCCUUGGUAAUAAAAAGCUAGUUUCCUGA
Messenger RNA from Oryctolagus cuniculus (rabbit), 937 nucleotides. It is a transcript of the gene DNALI1, whose product is annotated as dynein axonemal light intermediate chain 1. NCBI's taxonomy places the organism in Eukaryota, Metazoa, Chordata, Mammalia, Lagomorpha, Leporidae. Gene Ontology annotation, molecular function: dynein heavy chain binding. The record is from RefSeq and is a predicted model, not a curated record. Gene Ontology annotation, cellular component: ciliary base; axoneme.